Messenger RNA from Dreissena polymorpha, 1476 nucleotides. RefSeq names its product kyphoscoliosis peptidase-like. The transcript is spliced from 7 exons. NCBI's taxonomy places the organism in Eukaryota, Metazoa, Mollusca, Bivalvia, Myida, Dreissenidae. The record is from RefSeq and is a predicted model, not a curated record. The coding region runs from base 1 to 1476 and encodes 491 amino acids.
AUGACUCACAGCGGGGCCACGUACUCUGGAUCCGGCAGGGUGCGACUGGAUCAGCCCCUGGCCUAUAGGGACGAACAAGGCAACCUGCAGCUGUACAAACCGGGCGAGGCGCCAACCAUACUGAAACCAAUGACCCCUCAAGAAACGGAAAUUGAAAGCUCUGAUACACACAGCUCCAUGUCCAUCAGAGACGAGAGUCAAGUCGGAGAGGAGGGCCGGAAAUCCGGUGUCGGAGAGACAUACACGCCAGUGAUGAAUCCUCCGCGUUUGUUGUCAAGAAAUGCACAGACUAGUUUCGUCUCCCAAGACGAUGAAAUCGUGGUUCCAGUUUCCCCUGUACCGGAAGUGAAGACCGCGAGGAGACGCAGGAAGGACGUCAUGCGCAACGACAUGGUGUUCAAAGAAAUCGACCAGCACUCAAUGCGGGCGCCCCCCUUGACUAAGGAGAGCCUUCCCCGGCUGGUCGAGUACCUCGUGGCAUACGCCGACAACUCGUUCGAGAAGGUUCGAGCCUUCUACGUCUGGAUCACUCACAACAUAAAUUAUGACACAUCCGGGUACUUCAACCGUGCGCCACUGCGUCCCACCGACCCGGACUCGGUACUGGCUAAUCGCGUGACUGUCUGCGAGGGCUAUUGUAGACUGUUCGCUGCGUUUUGCAGUGAAGCAGAGAUUCCGGCUAAGAUCAUUUGUGGCUACGCAAAAUCAUACGGCUAUCAGCCUGGCGAUGACGUAAUGAGCGAUAGUCACAACGCACAUGCGUGGAAUUCAGUAUACAUCGACAACGAUUGGUUCCUUGUGGAUGUCACGUGGGGAGCAGGAUUCGUGAAGUCAAAGGAGAGAAAAUACGUAUCAAGGUUUACAAACGCGUAUUUUCUGACAGAUCCAGAAGUGUUUAUCACAGAUCAUUUUCCUUUCCCGGUGAAAUCAUUUGAACGCUACGAAAGCGAUACAAAGUGGCAACUGCUGGAGAAGCCUUUGUCCGCAUUGGAGUUCUGUUCUGUUGUGAAUUUCGACCAGUGUGGUAAGGACUGGGGCAUUCGCAGUCUUACGCAUCAUAAAGCGAUAAUUUAUAACAUCGAGUAUGAAAUAGAUAUCGAAUUAGAAACAAUGCACACAAACAUAUCAGACUUUCUUGCAUUCCUAUACGAAGGGGAGCGGAAAAUUGACAACUUCAUUUUCGCGUAUAUGCCGACGGAUAAAACAGUGCGCGUCCAUGUCUGUAUGCCUGGGCGAGGGGUAUUCACCCUGCAAGUUUAUGCACGCAGACAACGAGACAGUCCACAUGGUGACUUCCAGCCAAUUGUAAAAUACAUUUUGCAGUGCAACAAAUCAUUUGAUCAGCCUUUAACUUACCCAACCCACCACACGUUGUAUGGGCCCGUUAAAGAGUUAGCGAAAUACGGCAUUGACAGCAUAGAGCAAGGCGUGUACCAUGUUGCAGACGACGGGGAGAUCAUAUUUUCUAGCCGUUAA